Messenger RNA from Pelobates cultripes (western spadefoot toad), 345 nucleotides. NCBI's taxonomy places the organism in Eukaryota, Metazoa, Chordata, Amphibia, Anura, Pelobatidae. The record is from the annotation of a GenBank genome assembly.
AUGCCCUUCAUAUACCGCCAGACAGGACGGAAAGCACGCUGCUCAACCAAGGCCUACUCAUACUACAGGGCCUUUGAAACGGCGCUCCACAACGCGGUUUUCUCCACAGCCUUAUCGCCCACGGAGAACACAACCACCGACCCGGCAACCAUGGGACGAAAAUCCCAGCGGAUAGCAACAGGUGCAUGCAAAGAUACACAAGACAUUAGCACCAUGCUCCAACACACCGUGGUCCCGAAAAUGGCGGCCACACCCGACCCAGACACCAGCUCCACGUGUUCGGAGCUCGCCAUAGGGGACACCCUAGACCAAUUGCCACCCCAGGGGCACCAGCCACAAAACUAG